GAGAGAGACGGGUGAGUCGUCUUGAUUAGGCCUGCAGAGAGUUUGUUGCUUGUUCAUUUGGGGACUCUAUGCAUGCGGUACAAAUAUUGAGUCUGACUAACGAUGAGUUUAGUCUACUUAAGUUCAUCAUCGCAAAAUGAGCUUACUUUUAUGCUCACGAUAGCCAGUACGUCAUUGGGGAAAUUAAAUCGGAUUUAAAUGUCAAAGCCCUGUUAGUUCAGAGGCCUUACCUCAUUUGUCAUGAAUCACAGACGCAGAAUUUUCCUUUGUACGAAUUUGCUUUUUUCUUCAUAUUCUCCAUGCAAAUGAAUAUUGUACUCAUUCAUAACAUAUUUGUGCUAAAUUAUUGGCUUUUUAUAGCUUUCAGCAGAUUUUGGCAAUCGAGGUAACUCGUUAACCUCCAGCACAAUGCAAUGUCAUAAGCAGUUCAACGACACCGCUCUUAUGAAUAAUAAAUUAAAAUGAUAUAUUUUGCAGCAAUGAAAACGUAUACGCUUCCUCACUUACGUGGAACCGCAGCCAGGCGCACGGAAACUGCAUAUCCGUGACUUAAACCUCGCUGCACGCAUGAGUCCUUCGGUGACCUUUUUCAGCACAGCCAUGUCACGUAACUUACUGUGUGUGUGUGUGUACAAGUUGAAGGUGCUGCGACGAAACCAGCAAAUGUAAAUGAAAUAUUAAUUCAUGCAUGCGAACAAGUACGAAGACAUAAAUUAACAUGAGAAUUAAUGAAUAUGUGAUGUUCGCAGGUAUAUAAAGCUAUCAACACAUACAAAUAUCGGUUUGUGUGUACAUAUUAACACUGAAUUUUUAAAUGGCCAAAAUAGCUACUAUUCGAAUGUAAAUUUUGUGCUCUGUUUGGGAGUGUGUGUGCGCUUGGUGAUUUCACAUACGUCAAUGCUGAUCUUAGCCUCGAAAUAACAAGCCAUAAAACAUUCUGGAGAAAUUAACCGCGAGUCCAAACAGGGAGUUAAUAAAAAUGCACUCUUUCGUCGUUUUAUAUUUUUUAUAUCUUUUCAAUAUAUUUUAUUAUUUUGGGCGCUCUUGCAGGCCCUGCUCUUAUGCCAUAACACAAAUAAAAAGAAAUAAAAUAAAAAGCCAAACAUUCAAAUAUUGCGUAGAAUGUAUGGCGAUCACGUUCCGUUUGCAACGUAAAAAUAUGUUUUCUUCCUUUGCUGGUUUUAAUCUCCUUUCUUUGUGCCUUCUAGUAAUAUACCUACAAGUGUGGAGCUGCUCCUUGACUUUGCUCACCGCUUCGUUAGGCAGUGAGGGGGAACUCUCUGCGGCACUUCUGCACAUUCACUAUGGAUGGCCGACCGUGGCGGCAACUUGUUGGCGUCUUGCCGCCCAUAAACAAUAAAUGUCGCGUUGGCCUUGUCUUUAGCUGCUUGCCUGCACUUAAAUCAAACAGUAGCGAAAUUUAAAAAAUUAAAAUGGCCGGCAUAUGCAUAUUUUAAGCGCAUUUAUAUGCUUUUGCAUAUUUGUUAUUAUGACAGACGCAUCAAAUGGAAAAAUAUGGCCACUGAGCUCGACUUGCGUGCAGCACAAGCCAUUGUGGCAGAAAUCAGAGAAAAGCACACACGCGUACAAGCAAACAUAUGUGCCAACACCAGUCAUGCAGGCAUGCGCCUGCCGCGCACCUGCCUCGGCGUUCCACCAUUCUAAAUGCAACAAAAGCUGUGGCAACAUAAGCGCGCAACAUAAUACAGUUUGCGGGUACGCACGUCGUUACGUUGGCAGAAUGAAUGUGCGCGCUGAUUUGUCCAGCUUGUUGCCACUUUAACUGCGCGCUGCUUCCUUCCAGGCUGUCCACACACGCCCGCCCGCACCACCACUCCGACAAGUGACAAAUUGGCGACGACGUGUAAAUGUGGCAUGUUGCAGUCAGUUGCCAUUUUCGCUUCAAAAUCUAACUGUCAAAAUGCCAAUUUAGUAUUUGCAAAUACAAAGUGUCUAACACCAAAAAGAAAAAUGCCUCAAACGAAGUCAACGAAAAUGAGAAAAAAGUGUGUGACCGCGUUUGCAGUCGCGCCCCCUCCACCGCCAAUGUCUAGUUUUGCAGUUAAUUAACUCAGCGCCAUUUAAAAUGCCAUCAAUUUGCCAUAUAACUACGGCUCACAAAAUACAGUUGCCGCAUAUGUUUGUGGUUAUGGUCAUGGCAUUUGCCGUGCGCGCGGCGAUUGCGCUCGCGUCGACCACCCUAUUUAUAGACGGGAAUGCUUUGACGCACGAUCGGCGCACUCGAUUCGGCGCUUUGUGGUUUAUCGCCGGUCGUACUAGUGGCUGUUUGUGUGUGCGCAAGUGGCUGGUAAGGUCUGAGCCGCAAGCACGUACUAAGCGUUCUCGAAAGCACAGACCCACACACAUAACACACAUGCACAAAUAAGCACACUCGCUCUUGACAUAUGGGUAUUCGUUACUUCACAAAUAAAAACUUAUUUAUCGUCUUCGAUUACACCUUUUCUACUGUUCUUUACGAAGUACGAGUAUAUUGCAAUUUAUUUUGUUUUCCUGCUUCGUUGCGGCGUUCGAUGUGCGUUGUAGAACUUCGUCACUUCAGUCCGAUUCUUUAAACCGCUUCGUGUAAACUUGGUAGAAUUCUAAGCUAAAGUCGCGAAGUACAGCGAAUUUCUCUCGCUCGUUUCGGCUGCUCGCCUGCUAACUGAAACGGCUUUCUUGGCCAACUUCGUCGACAGAUAAGUGAAGGACUGUUUCGCGUUCAGUUGUUCGCAGCGAUUGUGCGCGCUUCGUUUUUGAAAUGUGAUCUUAUACAGUAGACAUAACAUUUUGAUAUUGGAAACAGUAAACAAUCGAUUUUUUCGUUCGACUCCUGUGUAUGUGUGUUAAUAAAAACUCUGCUAGAAUUUUUGGUGAUUUCUUUCAAACGUUUGUUAUAGUAUUGUUGUAAACGAUAUAAAAACGAUAUUUCGGUAGAAUUUUGCUGAUGCAAAGCGCAAGCAAGAAAAUGGAGUUCAUUGAAAUGGAAACCUUUUGUUGUGAUAACUGCGGCACAGUAAGCAACUCAUCAACCAACAGCUCGGGCGCCUACAAUAUGGACGACAUACUCAUUAUCACGGCGAAGCACAGCGAACGCGCCAUAUUGCGCGCCAAUUUCCUGAAGAAUCAUUUCGACAAAAUCACAAAGCAGCGCGGACGCAAGCCUUUCAACUUUUUGCACAUCAAAAUCGAAGAUGGUCCCUUCAGUGAGGAGAUUGCACACAAAUACCAAAACACCGCCUUACAGAUCGUAAUACUCUGUCCAGCGCUAUUGGCACUCUCACACUCAUUUCUUCUCUCACAGCUAACUGCCAUUAUACGGGUGGAGAAGGUACUGGGCAUACUUUUGGAUAUUUCGGAGGAUAAAGUCAAGGAGAUACAAAAAACAGCACUGCCAAGCUACUACAAAUGGCGUCGGUGCACCAUACGCGACAAUGACCAAGCGCAGAUCAGCAAUAUACUCGGCAUAGCCACGGAUAUUUUGGGUCGUGCGCUAUGUCAACGACCACCGUUUCACGAUCACAGCAGCAUUUCGCGUAGUUUCUCGAGCUGCUCGGAAGGUUUCACUAUACUGCCGAAGAAAGUGAAGAUCGGACAGAAUAAAGUCGUGGCAAUUUUAGCCGAACCAUUAGAAAAAGAUGACACUAUCAAGAUAAUAGUGGAGAAAUCUGGUGAGCUAAUUGAAAUCAGAAAUUUCAAAUCCCGCAAUCCAUUCACCGUGCAGUUCUCGAUACCAGAGUCCUGUAUGGAAAUCUCGACUAUGGUUGAGAUACGCAUUGAAAAGAACGAGAAGAGUCUCGGCGCUCGACCCAUCAAAUGUGAAAGUCGCAUGCGCGAGCUCGAGCAGUUGUUACGCACCGAAGACUCUCCCAUCGAAUUCAUGUGCCACUCACUAGGUAUUGGACCAGCUGAACGAGAUGCGCUCGAUUUACAUUUGCUGCAGUGCUUCCAGAAGAAUAUGCCGCCCAAUUUUCAUUUACUAAACGGUCCCUAUGAGAAGCAACAUCACUUCUUGACCAUACGUGAAUCAAGCCCCGAGGAAUAUCCCACACUUUUGCAUUUUGCAGCACGUUGGGGUCUCAAUCGUCUGUGCAUUCAGUUGAUGGAGUGUCCAGGUGGUGAUACCGCAUGUGGCAUACGUAAUUGUAUCGGCAAGACACCUGCCGAACUGGCCGAUCAAGAAGGGCAUCACAAGCUAGCGACGAACAUUGUUAGUUUCUCCGAGUUUCACGAACUCACCACAAUGUAUCACUACUUCAAAGGUAUAAGUGGGCCCAGUGGACAAACCAAUAAUAAUCAAGCAGCGGUAAAUGGUAAAAUGACUAGCAGCAACCACAACCUCAACAAUCAGGUUAACAACAAGGUCGUUAUUGAAGCUGUAAAGUCGACACCGACGUCACCAAAAAUGAAACAACCGAAACCACAAAAACCCACACCAAAAGAAUCGCAGGAUUUACAACCUGCGGAGUAUAUGGAAAUGUCAAGUGGUUCUGAACGUGAAAAUACACCUGACGCCAAACCGAAGACAGAGACAUUAGCCGUAUCGAACUUAAAUUACAUAAGCGUCGAAGCAGAGGAUGAGAAUUUGCAAGGCUCUUCCGCUGACGUUUGCAAGAAUUUUGAGAAAGUUGUAACUACACCCGAAGUAACUACCAAUGAACUACGCAUAAGUGAACCACCAUAUUACCAAUCAAAGGAGCAAAAUAAAUCUGUUGAUGUCACUGAUUCGCCCUACCAAACGGAUAAGUUCAGUCAUGAGUGUUCACAAUUGCUGGAAAGCUGCACCGGCACAACUGCCAGUAACGAUUAUGUACUCCAGCCAGCGAAUAUACCACUACCACCUAAACCGGCUAGUACACAAACACCAACAGUCGCAACCAACCCAGAUACUGAUGAUGGCAAUUACCUCUUUCAGCCUUCGAACCGACCAGUCGAAGAUGAAUUGUUGCCACAGAAUCGUCUCAGCUUGAGUCGUUCAUUAAGCUCUUCCUCUCGCGCUGGACAAAACCCCACUUAUGGCACGUUGAAACGUACUGCCUCAGACGCGUCCAGCGUAACUACACGUUCCAAUGCCGAUGAUGAAUUGGCCGAAAUUAUGCACGACUUCAAGAACAAUGUGCUCAGCAUACGCGAUGUGGAGUUGUUGGUCGAAAAAUGGAAACACCGCAACGAUGUGCAACAAAGUUUCCGUGAGAAACAAGAGCAAAUCGAUCAGUUACGUAAGGAAUACGAUCGUAUACAGGAAAAUCUGAGAUCUCAGCUGAAACGUGAGACACCCUUUGAGAAAAUCAAGAAACUCUUCUCCAGGCAUAAAUCCACAACGAAUUUGCCGGAGAAGACUUCUUGUGCUGACAGCGUGCUUGACGAAACGAAAUCAUCCAUCACAACCAGUUCAAGUUUUAAAUCCUCACAACGCCCAAUCAGCUCCUUAAGCUUGCAGAGUGUUUCUUCAUCAUCGUCUUCAGCGCGCCUCAGCACUGGCAGUAACUGCAGUGGCACAUCAAUGGGUGACUCUGGCACACACUCCGACCACGAAGAGCGACGUUUCGGAUGUCGUCUGGGUUCACCAGCUGCGCUUAUGGAUAACUACCUUAUACCGCCACCACCACGUCCCGUGCUCACACCAAAUUCAACGCCCGGCGAAGAGCGUCAUCAGCUCGUUUUCCCCUCACCGAAAUCAUCACUCCAACGCCUAAACACACCCACAAGUCCCACCGGUGGCGAACACUACCAGAUGUUCCCCUCCAACAUCCCCGUCUACACUAGUCAGAACUUAUCGACAUCCCAGCCCAACAACUACCUGAACACUAUUAUGGAGGCCAAAGAGAAUGACGCUACUAGCGCUUGCAGCAACAGCGGUGGCAAUCAUCAAUACCAAAAUGGCGUCACUUUGCAACCCAUUAAAAUAAACGAACGCGCGAAUAUCAUCUACGGCAAGCUAACGAAGGCUUCGCCCCCUUGCACCUCAUUUAAACCGAAGCAAGUUGCGGUGCCUCAGGUGGGCAGCAUUGAAGUGCAGGCUGAAGUUUAUCAAAAUGUCGGCGCAAACCUGGAGCAGAUCAAGGAAGUUGAGCCGGUGAAAGAGAAUGGCGCAGUGACGGUAGUGGCCACUGAGUCGGCAAACUACAUGAACUGCUAAACGAAGCAUGCUGAAGGGGUCAGCUUUUACAUUUCGGAAAAUUUAUAUUUGUAAGUGUUU
This is a messenger RNA of Bactrocera dorsalis (oriental fruit fly), 6196 nucleotides long. RefSeq lists its product as uncharacterized. Gene Ontology annotation, molecular function: transmembrane receptor protein tyrosine kinase adaptor activity; fibroblast growth factor receptor binding. The coding region runs from base 2945 to 6136 and encodes 1063 amino acids. Gene Ontology annotation, cellular component: cytosol. Lineage: Eukaryota; Metazoa; Arthropoda; Insecta; Diptera; Tephritidae. The transcript has 5 exons. The record is from RefSeq and is a predicted model, not a curated record.